This is a messenger RNA of Momordica charantia (bitter melon), 1112 nucleotides long. RefSeq lists its product as uncharacterized. The record is from RefSeq and is a predicted model, not a curated record. Gene Ontology annotation, cellular component: nucleosome; nucleus. Gene Ontology annotation, molecular function: nucleosomal DNA binding; structural constituent of chromatin; double-stranded DNA binding. Lineage: Eukaryota; Viridiplantae; Streptophyta; Magnoliopsida; Cucurbitales; Cucurbitaceae. Gene Ontology annotation, biological process: negative regulation of DNA recombination; chromosome condensation; nucleosome assembly.
UUUUCUCUCUCUAAAAUCCCAUCGUCCUCUCUCUCUCUCUCUCUCUUCCGCAUACGUUUCAAGUUCAAGCUUCUGGUUAAUUGCGAUCAUGGCUUCCGCUGCAGAUCCGAUUGUACCUUCCGACGCGCCGGCCGCCGACGCGGCGGAGGUUCUGACUGUGGCGAACGAUGCGAAGCCUAAGAAGGCCGCGUCCUCGAAAGCUUCCAAGGCUAAGAAACCAUCGGGCGCGAAGAGGCCGAAAUCUUCACCGACUCAUCCUCCUUUCUUUCAGAUGAUUAGCGAGGCGAUUGUAUCGCUGAAGGAGAGGACAGGCUCGAGUCAGUACGCCAUUACGAAGUUCAGUGAAGAGAAGCACAAACAGCUGCCGUCGAAUUUCCGGAAGCUCUUGCUUGUUCAUCUGAAGAAAUUAGUCGCCGCUGAUAAACUUGUUAAGGUGAAGAACUCCUACAAGCUUCCUUCCGCUCGCUCGAUUCAGGCGAAAGCCGCAGCGCCUGUCGCUGCCAAGAAGCCAGCUAGUUCAAAGUUGAAGGCAGCUGCGAGUGUGAAGAAGAAGGCCGCCGUCGUCAAACCGAAGGCUAAAACUGCAGUGAAACCUAAGCCCAAGGCCGUGGUUAAGCCGAAGACGAUCUCCAAAUCCAAGGUUGUUGCAAAGCCGAAGGCGGCGGCGGCGGCGGCCAAGCCUAAGGCGGCGGCGAAAGUUAAAGCUGCUGCGAAGGCUAAGCCCGCUGCAAGGCCCGCGAAAGUGGCGAAAACAUUGACGCAAACAUCACCGGGAAAGAGAGCUGCACCGGCAGCGAAGGCGAAGAAGGUAGCCGCGAAGAAGCCGAAGACUGUAAAGUCGCCGGCGAGGAAAGUCCAGGCAAGGAAAGUCAAGAAAUGAACGUAGGUUUGAUUGAAUUUAGGGUUUGUUACUUACUGAUCCUCUCUAUCUCUCGUAGCCAUGUAAAUUAGGGGAAAUGAGAUGCAAUCGUUGCAAUACACUAUUUUUAUUAAUUCAGUUUGAUAAAUUCAAGGGUUUAUCAAAUCAAUCUUCAGAGAGUGAUUUUCGAUAUGGCUUGAGAUUCUGGAAAAUUUGUAGGAAUAUAAAAUGAAGCUUUGGAUUAGAUCUUCAA